GCUCUUUGUAUGCAGUUAUCCAACUGUUCGCAGUUACAUUCACUUUUCUGCUCAACUUUAGGUUUCCUCCUUCGAAACAAAAAUGCCGCCAUUAAUCUCUCUGCAACUCCGACGGCAGCUUCUUCACCACAUCUCUUCUCCGUCUCCUCUCAACCCCCAUUUUACAUCUACACACCCUCAUAGAUUACCAUUCACACAUUCUAACUCCUUCACAACCCAAACCGCAGAUUCGAUUGCUCAAUCUCUUUCCAGCAAUUCAGACCCUCUGGAGAUUACCCAAAGACUCAUGCUUCACUUCUCUCACAUCAAACCCACCCCUCUGUUAAUCACCCAAACUCUGAAUAUCUCCCCGGAGGCCGGUCGUUCUGUUUUAGGGUUUAACGAUUGGGUUAUCUCCCACCCCGAUUUCAAACACUCGGAUGAAACGCUCUCGCACUUCGUCGAUUAUUUCGGUCGAAGAAAAGAUUUCAAAGCUGCUCAUGAUUUGCUGGUUAGUGGUAACAUAUCUGUCGCCGGCCCUAAAACUCUCCACUCCUCCAUUGAUAGGCUGGUUCGUGCUGGUAGGCCCACUAAAGCUCUGGGUUUUUUUGAGAGAAUGGAGAAGGAGUAUGGGUUCAAAAGAGACCAGGAGUCGCUGAGAUUGGUUGUGCAGAAGUUGUGCGAAAAUGGGUAUGCUAGCUACGCGGAGAAAAUGGUGAAAGACUCGGCCAAUGAGAUAUUCCCUGACGAAGCAAUAUGUGAUCUGUUAAUCAAUGGUUGGUGUGUUGAUGGAAAGAUCGAUGAAGCCAGAAGAUUGGUUGGGGAAAUGUAUAGGGGGGCUUUGAGAUUAGCACAAUGACCUAUAAUGCAAUGCUUGAUUGUGUUUGUAAGCUUUGUAGGAAAAAAGAUCCAUUCCGGCUUUAGUUUGAAGCUGAAAAGGUGUUGCUUGAUAUGGAAACUCAUGGGGUCCCAAGGAAUGUGGAGACUUUUAAUGUGUUGAUGAAUAAUCUUUGCAAGAUUAGGAAAACAGAGGAAGCACUUGGUCUGUUUCAUAUGAUGGGGCAAUGGGGGUGCAAUCCUGAUUCAGAGAGUCAUUUGAUUUUAAUCCGAAGCUUGUAUCAGGCAGCUCGAGUCGAGGAAGGGGAUGAGAUGAUGGAUAGGAUGAAGUCUGCUGGGUUUGGUGAGAAGCUUGAUAAGAAGGAAUAUUUUGGCCUUUUGAAGAUAUUGUGUGGGAUUGAGAGGGUUGACCAUGCUAUGACUGUUUUUGAGAAGAUGAAAGCCGCAGGUGAUGGGCGUAAGCCCGGGGUAAAGACUUAUGAUUUGUUAAUGAGGAAAUGGUGCGCUCAUAAUCGCCUUGCUAGAGCCAAUGCUCUUUACAAUGAAGCCUUGAUAAAUGGGGUCCCCGUGGAAUCUAAGCCGUCUUUUAUGGUAGAUCCAAGAUAUGCAAAGAAAACCGAAGUUGUGAAGAAGGAGAAGAAGAGGGAGGGUUUGCCUAAGAAAAUGGCCAGGAAGGGGAGACGUCUUAAGCAAAUUCGACUGAGUUUUGUAAAGAAGAGUCAGGGGCCUAGACGCUUCGCCUAAACUUGCCUUACUGAGAUUUUAAGUGGAAUGACACUUCCCAUUGGUGGUAAGAAAUGUUGUGUUUUGUAAAAGAUCUAGUGAAGUAGUGAUGCUCCGGAAAUAUGGCUUACCAAAUGGGCACUAGGUCUAUAGCCCUUAAAUGUGCCUAUACAUUGCAAUGUUUUUAUUUUUUAAGCAUAUGAGAUUGCAUUUUUUUUAAAGUAUAAUCUCUCUCUAAAUAGUCUAUAUCUUUAGUUUGUAUCAAUAAACUGGCAGAGAGAUGCUGGAAAGUGAUCAAACUGGAAGACUUUUGAAGUUGUUUGCACUCAAAAAAAGUGAAUAAUUUUGAUAUUUUUGAAGAAAAGGAAGCCUUAUGUUUCGAGUUAAAAUUAUCCAAAAACUUUUGAUAAUUUGGAAUGGGUCAUUUUGAUCUUGGCACAUACAUUCUUGUUUAUUAUAAGGCCUAAUUUAUCAUAUAGGAGAAUGAUGAUGAUCUGUUCUUCAAUUAUUCCCCUUCUUCCAUCAGUAAUCUCACAGGUCAUGAAAGCAAAGAACACUUGAGUGCAAUCUGUGUAGCAAUUUACGUUGUAGUUUUUUGUUGACAUAUAUAUACAUCAUACCUGUGUUAUUGUGUAGAAUAGUUGAGUAAAACAAACAAUGCUAGUUUGUGGAAUAGAUUAUGGUGGAACAGAUUUUCCUUAAAAUUUCAAUUUGGAAGUAAUUCAGAACAUCAAAGUAGUAGUCAAAUCUGGAAGAGUUUGAAUUUAUGCUCAGAUGUAUAAUGAUCAUCUAUCAGUAGAGAAUAUCACAACCAGGAUCCAUAUUUGAUUUCAACGUUUCAUCUUGUAGUUAGCUUUCCAAUCAACUGCAAAGAGCAUUUCAAUAUUUCAUCCUCUAGUUACCUCUCAGGCCAAAUGCAAAGAGAUCAAACUUCUGGGGAGUUCUCAGAUGAAACUUCGUUGACGGUCAACGAUCUCAGGAUUCAAAUGGUUUGUGGCAAAUAACAUCUUUUAUUUAUCCGUCUCACCCUGAAAUCUGAAGAGAGAGCAGUGGUGGUCAUUUGUCAUUCAAUAAUAAGGGGACUUGUAACUUAAGCGAUAUUGGCUUGAAUUUACAAAGCAUUGCUUCCUACAUAAGCAAGAGGAUGAAGCUUCAUCACCUCUAUCUUGUGCACACAUGUUUUAAUUGAAGGAAACCAGGCAUGUGAAAGUGAAUUUACUACAUAAGCUCUAACUCAUUUUCCUAUGAAGAAAUUGUUGAGCACAUGUGAAGAAUUGAGGAUGACAUUCCGAGUAAUGCGGUAGAAAUUUCUGCUUUCGGUCCUGUAGAGAGCAGCAGAAUAUCAAAUUUUAUGUCAAUGAAUUUUGAUGAUGAAGCGGUGGGCAUCAUGGUUCCUCCCAGAAUAUUAAUUUUUGGACAAUCAAGACUCCCAUUAACAAAUCACAACGGUAUUUCAAGUCAAGUGAAUGACUUGGAGCCAAGCCUACUCUCAGAAAUAUCAGUCAGAUGCCAAAACCAUGUCCUGGUGUGGAAUAUCAAACAAACAAGGAACACUAACCUUAUGUAUCAAAACCAGUGUCAAGUUAAACAAUUACGUAGUAUAAUAAAAUUCUGUGUAUUUGCUUAUUAUUUUCGCUUUAGUUUAGAUGUUCAUCUCUUUAUGAUUUAUGAAGGGGCCUGCCAGGCGACCAUAUUUUACAAUAUUAGUUGUUGUGUUCGAGAUACUGACUAGUUUUAGGCCUCGCUUUGGUAGCUGUAUUCAGCUUAUGUUGCUUAUUCUAUUAUAAGUACAGUAAUUAGAAUAGGCUCAAGUAGUUCUUU
Cuscuta epithymum is the source of this 3360-nucleotide messenger RNA. NCBI's taxonomy places the organism in Eukaryota, Viridiplantae, Streptophyta, Magnoliopsida, Solanales, Convolvulaceae. The record is from the annotation of a GenBank genome assembly.